CGCUGCUCACAGCUUCAGUUGAGGAGGAUUCUGGUUUGGUGGGAACAGACACUGAAGUCGUUUCUCACACGCUGUUAAAUUAAGAAAUUCACAGUUUGUAUAAACCACAGUUCAAUCUAACACCAUUGGGCUCAGCAUGCAUGUAAGUGGAAAGAGGAAGUAAGUUGGGUGUGUUUAACAGUUUAAAUUGAUCUUUCUCUUACAGAAUCUGUCUUUAUUCUCAGCCUCUUCUGUGUUGUAGGUAGACGUGUCUGUGAUGUGACUGAGUUUCAUCUUGUGCACAUUAUUUAUCUGUGGACGUUUUUCUUGUUUGAAGUCACAGACGAGAGCAGCAGCUACUAUGAGUGUAACUGCAGCAGCCAGUGGAUUUGUUGUCCUUCUUCUCACUGUGACAGGUCGUCUCAUUGUCUGAUUCUUGUGAACGCAAUAUCUCAAGAUCCCUUUGAGGGAAUUUCUUCAAAUUUGGUGCAAAUGUUCAUAACUUGGACUCAAAGAUGAACUGAUGAGGUUUUGGUGGUUGAAGGUCAAGGUCACAGUGGCCUCAUGAAACCUGUUUUUUGCCUCUCGAUCAUGAUAUUUCUAGUCUGUCUUUGGAGAAUUUCAUCAAAAUUUAAGUGUAAAUCUGAACUAAUCACAUUUCAAAGCUCAAACGUCACAGUGACCUCAUAUGAUUCUGGAAAGAGGAACACAGACUGAAAAUGCUCUGGUUGGUGGAGGCAUCCUACAGCAGGGUGGUCAUUCUAGUUUGUGCUGUGGUUACAGUGGUGCAGGGUGAGGAUGACUGGGGAGUGAGGUGCACUCCGACUCAGAUCUGUGCUGUAAAAGGAUCGAAGGUGCAAAUACGCUGCUCCUACUGGCACCCAUCCAGAAUAGAUGGCCAUGAUGUUGCAGUGGAGAAAGAGUUCUGGUUUACUAAAGUGCAGGAUAGUGAACCUGUGGAUCUGAGAUCAGCCUCUGAGUACACAGGUCGUGUGAAGUAUGACUGUGGAAACAAGGCCUGCACUCUGACCAUCACAGACCUGAGAGACAGCGACUCUGAUGUUUACCAGUUCAGGUUCACAACAAACCACCCGACUGGGAGUUUAACUGGUUUACCUGGAGUCUCCUUGUCUGUCACAGGUGUCCAGGUGCUCACCACAAAAUUAUCAGCUUGCAAGACGGAUGACUGUUCAUGGUCACGUGUGGAGUGUCAAACCAGUUGUCCUCCAACUCCCAGUCCGUCCUACAUCUGGUUCAAGAGCGGACAAAAGACAUCGGGAGAAAAAUCUUAUACAGCCUACUUUCAUUCAGCAGACAGUAUUUCCUGUGCUGUGAGAGGCCACGAGGAUUUCCCCUCUGCUCCAGUGUGUGUCGAUGGAAAUUCAUGCAACAGAGUGAAUUACAUCAACAGGAACAUCUGUGCCUUUAAAGGCUCCUCAGUGGACAUCUCUUGCAGUUACAGCAGUUACUAUAAACGUAUCACAUCUAAGUCCUGGUUAGUUGCUGAGCGUAAGGAUGUGCAGCUGCAUCGUCCUCAAGCUGUGGACUUACUCAAAGACCCAGAGUUCACAGCUCGUGUUCAGGUCCUUGAUCCAGAGCCAGGGCGCUCCACUCUGAGGAUAAUGAACCUGAGACUGAGCGAUUCAGCCCAGUAUCGCUUCACAUUCAAAUCACAGUGGUUUGAAUGGGAGAGAAGUUUCCCUGGCACAACUCUGACUGUCACAGAUCCAGAUGUUCAGGUGAUCUGUUCUCCGAUUGGUCCAACACUGACUUGUCACAGCAGCUGUCUUCUCUCUGGUCGUCCCUCCUUUGUGUGGUUCAAGAAUGGAAGAGAAGUUCACGGGGAAACGUCUCCAACUUUCAGGGGAUUCCUUCACCCUGAAAACAACUAUUCCUGUGCUUAUGAGCAUCACCACUCGUCCCCUGUGUAUGCUCCGAAGGUUCCUUUAGUGCAGCUGAGUCAACCUGGAGACAUUCUGAAGGACAGCUCGGUGUCUCUGACCUGCAGCAGUGAUGCUAACCCACCCCCUGCAUACACCUGGUACAAGGAGAACCAGACUUUGCUCAACAGAGCAGCUCAGCUGGUUUUCAGAUCCAUCCCGUUAUCUGACUCUGGAGAAUAUUACUGCACAGCUGAGAAUGAGCUGGGGAAGACAACGUCUAAACGUGUCUUAAUAAAUGUGAAAUAUGCUUUGUCAGUGAGUCCCUCUGGUGAGAUCAUGGAGGGCAGCUCGGUGAAUCUGACCUGCAGCAGUGAUGCUAACCCAGCAGCUAACUACACCUGGUACAAGGAGAACCGAGCUCUGCUUCAAGGACCAGAGGGUGUUUAUCGUCUCUCCUCCAUCAGCUCUGGGGACAGCGGGGUCUACUCCUGCAAGUCUGAGAAUCAGUACGGACGGAUCAACUCCACGUCUCUACACUUAGACGUCCAGUGUGAGUAGAAAACAUCCACAUGUCCAUGAAACCCAGCACUGUCUCACAAUCUUACAGAAGGUUCCUGGGUCCGCCCCCUUAUCUGGAUUCACACCAAACUUUACUGAGUUCUUCUCUGACCCGUUCCUCAUCCUACCUCCAAGUUUCAUGCUAAUCGACUCAGUAGUUUUUGUGUAAUCUUGUUUAAAAUCAACAACCAACAAGCAAAUGGACUGUUGGGAAAACAUCUGUUGUUGCAUAGCUACACUAUAUGACGUCAUUUUUCUAAACUCAUAGUGACGACAUUCCCAUCAUAUGAUCAUAGAUUAUUUUUCAAUGUAUUUAAUCUUCAGGUCGUCUCUAUAGUCCUAUUAGACACAGGAAUACAGCAUGAAGGAAGUUUUAAGGAUGCAUGAUGUAAAUCUCUAACUUCUUUGUGACAUUACUUAUAAGUCAUCUAUCAUUAUAUGAUGGGGAAUAAUGUUCUGAUCAGUAUAUGAUUUAGUCUCUCUGCUAUUAGUGGACAUAUCUUAAAUCUAUCUACAAAACUUUGCUCAUCUUGACCUCUGAACUUUGACCCAUCAGCUGAAAAGUGAAUAUUCACUAUAAUAUUCAGUAAGUUUGGUUCAUGUGUUGAGUUAUUUUCUACAUUCACACAAUCUGGCUGAAAACCAAACCCUCAGUUCCUGCUUCUGUCUGUGCUGGCGCCCUGGGUUAAUAAUGAUCAUCUAUAUUUAAGAAGCACUUAUCAAAACCAGAUAUUG
Pleuronectes platessa (European plaice) is the source of this 3155-nucleotide messenger RNA. RefSeq names its product B-cell receptor CD22. Lineage: Eukaryota; Metazoa; Chordata; Actinopteri; Pleuronectiformes; Pleuronectidae. Bases 699 to 2420 code for a protein of 573 amino acids. The record is from RefSeq and is a predicted model, not a curated record. The transcript is spliced from 7 exons.